AUGAACAACUCCAACCAACUUGACCCUCGUCAGCAUCCUCUACAAGCCAUUGGCGCUGCUAUUGGUGCCGAAGCACAGGGAGAACGUCGGGCUCCUCGCUUGAGCCAUUUCCAAGGUGCCAAUGAGGGGCCAGCCGAUGUCAUCGCCAAGGUCUCGGGUGCACAGGGCGGAGGGAAGAGGGAAGAUGAUGGCCCUUACUUUACCAACAACGAAGGCAUUCCUUUCCCUGACCCAGCUCAUAGCAAGACUGUUGGGGGUUUGCCUCUCAUCAGCGAUACAUUCUUGUUGCAGAAGCAGCAGCAUUUCAACAGAUCCAAGAACCUAGAACGUAUGGUUCAUCCUUGCGGCUCUGGCGCUUUUGGUUACUUUGAAUGCACCCAAGAUGUCACCGAACUCACUAAAGCCAACUUCCUUUCUUCUGUCGGGGAAAAGACACCUGUCUUUGUCAGAUUCUCUACCGUCACUCUUGGAAGAGAGUUCCCAGACGAGGCUCGAAACCCUCGAGGCUUUGCCAUCAAAUUCUACACUAUGGAAGGGAAUUAUGACCUUGUCGGCCUCAACUUUCCCGUCUUCUUUUGCCGUGAUCCUAUUCAAGGACCAGAUGUCAUCCGCUCUCAGUACCGCAACCCGAGCAACUUCCUUCUAGAUCAUGACGCCCUCUUUGACCUUCUCGCCAACACCCCCGAGGCCAAUCAUGCCGGACUCAUGUUUUUCAGCGACCACGGAACUCCCCAAGGAUGGCGUUUCAACCAUGGCUACGGCUGCCACACGUUCAAAUGGGUCAACUCUGAUGGAGAGUUCGUUUACAUCAAGUACCACUUCAUCGCAAAGCAUGGUCAGAAGCAGUUUACCGACAGUGAGGCUAUGCAAAUGUGUGGUGAAGACCCGGAUUACUCCAAGAGGGAUCUCUGGGAGGCCAUUGAAAAGGGCGAGGAGAUUGAGUGGACAGCACAUGUUCAAGUCAUGGACCCCAGACAGGCAAACCCUGAUAAGCUCGGCUUCGAUCCUUUCGAUGUCACCAAGGUCUGGCCCAGAUCACAAUUCCCCAUGAAGGAAUUUGGAAGACUCGUGCUCAACAAGAACCCUGAGAACUUCCACAGAGACGUGGAGCAGGCUGCUUUCUCGCCCGGAAGCAUGGUCCCCGGUAUUGAAGACUCGCCCGACCCUCUUCUUCAGUUCCGCAUGUUCUUUUACCGCGAUGCUCAAUACCAUCGUAUCGGCGUCAACCUUCAUCAAAUACCUGUGAACUGUCCUUUUAUGGCCAAGUCCUACGCCUCGCUCAACUUUGACGGUCCUAUGCGCGUAGACGCCAACCACGCGGGCAAUAAGCAAUAUGCUCCAAACAGCUUUGCUCACAAGUUUAGACCUGAUACUGCCGAAGCUCCUUAUCAGGUCAAUGAUAAUGUUGUAAGUCGGGCGAGCCACUAUUGGCAUGAGGGUAAAAAGAACGACUACGACCAGGCCAAGGACCUUUGGACGAGAGUCAUGAGUGAUCAAGAGAAGAAGAACACUUGCUACAACACGGCCAAGGGUCUCAGACGUGUCAAGUAUCCCGAGAUCCAGAGCAAGUAUCUGGCGCAGGUAUACAACAUCUCGGAGGACUACGCGCAAGGGAUUUACAAUCUUCUGGAUAACCCUCAAUUCGAGUUCUCCAAGGUCAAGGAACUUGCUGAGACUGCGCAGGAAUGGUACAAGGAGCCAAAGUUCAGACCCGGCCCUGGCUCGAAGCUCACAGGAUACCCUCCUGAAGUACCAGUGUAUCAAGCAUGA
Molecule: messenger RNA, 1770 nt
Organism: Fusarium venenatum
Lineage: Eukaryota; Fungi; Ascomycota; Sordariomycetes; Hypocreales; Nectriaceae
Product: catalase P3
Biological process (GO): response to hydrogen peroxide; hydrogen peroxide catabolic process
Cellular component (GO): mitochondrion; peroxisome; cytoplasm
Molecular function (GO): heme binding; catalase activity
Source: RefSeq, a predicted model, not a curated record